AUGCCUAUUGCCGCUCGCCCGCUGCCGCUCCCCUGUCUCGCUUGGCCAUGCUCCGCGUGCCUCCCUGUCGGGCUCCACCGCGCCCAGGGCCGCGUCUUGGCCGCCCUCGCCUGUGCACGCGCGCCCGUGGGCCGCGCCCAGCCCCAGCUCCGGCCACCCCCCUGCUGCUUUCCCUCAAGCUUGCGCACGCCCGGGGCGCGCCUCGCCCCUGCGGCCGCGGUAGCCCUCGCCUGCACCCCGCGCCGCUCGCUGCCCCCUGCGCCAGCGCCGGCCACCGCCCCUGCUACCUCCUCGAACGGCGACGCCGUCGUCCACCUACCGGCAACCCGGCGGCCCCCGUUCGCCCCUCCAGACGCGCGCGAGCGUGGGCAGCUCGCUGGUGCCCUCCACAGCCGCCGGCCGCCGCUCCCCGAGCCAUCUUCAGCCGUCGGCGCCCGCUGCAGAUGCGCCCACGCAUCCCACGCUGAUGUGGCAGGGCGUGCCCCCUUAUACCACUGGCAAUGGGCCCCGCGGCCCUAG
Messenger RNA from Aegilops tauschii subsp. strangulata, 519 nucleotides. The record is from RefSeq and is a predicted model, not a curated record. NCBI's taxonomy places the organism in Eukaryota, Viridiplantae, Streptophyta, Magnoliopsida, Poales, Poaceae.